CCUAGUGUAGCUACGAAGAAAAGUAAGCUAGAUCCUGAUCGUAUUCGGUGGUUUACGACAUCGAUUAAUUACCACCAAUCCAAUUGACACAUAGAGCCAGUUAUCACAAGUUUAGUUUUGCUGAUACUCAGCCCUAAACUUGGAGAAGGGAACAGAGAUUUUGAACAAUUUCUGGUGACGGAGAGAGCUCAAGUUCUGUGAAAUCGACAGGAGUUCGCUCAGAAUCAAUCAAAGAUAUCUCGAACUUUCCAAGAAAAUAUUUUAUGAACGUUGACUUUACGAUGCAGGGAAUUUUAUAGCAAAAAUGUAUAAUGGAUUGGAUAAGCCGUUAUUUGGCGAGGCAAGACCAAAGGAUCGCUACUUUAAUUAUGUCGUCGGAGCAGUCACGGUCAUAUUAGUCUGUGAGACCUUGAUAAGCUCUUUGGUGUUCCCGCAAUUCCCACCCAAAGCAAUCAAUGUCUUCCUUGCUUCUAUUAUCUCAAUGAUAUGCAUAUCAGAACUCACUCUGAUUUAUUGGUACAGACAAGGAGAUGUUGAUCCAAAGUUUCGAAAGCUAAUCUACUUCAACUCAUUCACAACUAUUUUGCUGUGUAUAUGUGCAAAUGUGUACUAUCACAAAAAAUAAUAAAUGCUACAACUAAGGAGAUAUUCAAAUGUGCGAAUUUCCAAACAUCUAAUCAACAAAAUAAGCUAUUUAUUUUUGGAAACUUACAAUUCAAUACGUUGCAUCUCUUUCUACUUCUCAAAUUUUUAAUAUUUGUGUACAAUAAAACUGUGAUGUUGUAAUAAAAGUAAUCGAAUAUUAAAUAAUUUUUCUAAGAAAUUUUGUUCCUAGCAAUAAAGUUGUGCUCCUGGAAUGAACUUUUAAAAAGUGUUGCCAAACCAUUAUCAAUAAUGCAUUACACCAUUUACCACUGUGACAAUUCUAAUUUCUUAGUGUGUGAUUAGCUGAAGCAAGUGAAAGAUUUUGGACAAUGCUUCUUCAUGGUAAUCAUUGAUCUCUAGUAAAUUGUAGGGUUAGUCAAGGUGAAAAACAAUUUAUUGUAUUACUAAUGCUUGCUUUGCAAUGUGUACGUACUUUGAAAAUUUCUGACUUUUUUGUUGAUGGUACUGCUUCUUUUACUCAACACUUAACCUUAAGUUGCAUUAGUGUUGUACUCAGAUUUAGCCAUUUGCUUAUAAAAAAAGAAUUACUAGUAUUUCUAUACAAUUAUGUCAAAGUGUAACUUUUUGCCUCGGACAAUAGGUGAAAUUUGAGAAAUUCAACUCUCCUGUUUAGUCUUUGACAUCUUAGCUGGAUAAUAUAAACAGUAUUUUGGCUGAUUGAGAUUGAAGAAACAAAGCUUAGGUCAAAAUCCAUGACAUAUGGAAGAUAAGUCAAAAUGUUUUUUGAUAGUUUUGUUCUUCUGUUUGGUCAUAGUUAAUAAAUUUAAGAUGAAGUUUUAAGUAGAUCAGUGGUGAAUUUACCACAGCAGGGAUUUGUAUUUUGAAAGCCUGCUCUGAAAAGUUAGGGAUUUGUAUUCAGUAACUGCAAACGUUUAACCUUUUAAUUCCCAGAUCAAAUUUGUAAUUCUCCUUACUGUCAGCCUCACAAUUCUUAUGUUAGUUCAGAGAAUUUAGUAUUGGAUCAGCUUAUUAUCCCCAUAUUGAUAUUUUCCUUUAUUCUCAUCACCUAACUGGUUGAUAUUGUAUUGAUAUUGUAGGGAGAAAUUCUGUCCUGAUCACUCAUAGGAGUGAAAGGGUGAAGUUUAAAAUACUACUUUUGAACUAGAAUAGCAAAGAGAUGUAUCUUUGGCCAUUCUGUACAUUUUUUUUAAACAAGAGAUCUUUAUACAGACCAACACAGACAAAAUCUAUGCACAGACAUUAUUUUAAACUUUGUUGGUGGAAAUAAAGUUGUCAAAGAAUUGAAUAUCA
This is a messenger RNA of Pocillopora damicornis (cauliflower coral), 1917 nucleotides long. Its product is annotated as transmembrane protein 243. The record is from RefSeq and is a predicted model, not a curated record. NCBI's taxonomy places the organism in Eukaryota, Metazoa, Cnidaria, Anthozoa, Scleractinia, Pocilloporidae.